AUGACAGUGUUCGAUAGAUUUUUAUCAAUUCUGACAAUUCCUGCGAAAAACUCGAACGGUUCGGACACCAACUCGACAGAUCUCUACGAAGAAUGGAAAAACGGCGACGGACAGUGUGAGCGAGUCCCGGUCCUUUUCGGGUCACUUUCUCGAAUUGCAGAUCUUCUUCCGUUACUUCUCGCCCUCACAGUCGUUUUCUGCUGCAUUUGCGUCGUUUUGCACGCGUGUAUUUGGUAGAGAUUCCCUGUGAAACGGACAAUAUUCCAAGUUUCCGAUUGUAGGAUUCUCUUCCGUUGUAUCCGAUCGAUGGUGUGCGAGGAGGAUGAGGAACUGAGCGGGAUCAGACGACAGUCGAGCCAUUCGGGCGACUCCUCUUUGGCAAUCAAGGCGAAAUCGACAGAAAGUGAGAAUUUGGUAAGAUGAAAAUACUGGGUGAAAAGGAAUCGGAAAGCUGAGGGUUCAGAUGGCUGCGCGAGCAAGCGAUCCGAGCAACGGAACUCCGAGGAGCAGAAAGACCGUUGCGCUGAAAGACAGUCUUUCCGUCUGAAAACUGAAAAUCCCUUCUGUUCUUUUUGAUAAAUAAACGAUCCCUCCGCGUCAUUUUCACAUUCUUCGCCGUCAAAACAGGUCGAGAAGGCGUGCUGUUCCAGCCAAGACACACAAACAAAAUUACAGCACGUAGCAGUUAUAAAUGGACGCCAAUGAGAGAUGUUUCCGGCGAAACAUGCGGAUCCCAUACUUUUCUUUUCUCUUUCUCUUUCCGUUCAUUAAUUCACAACUCGAUUGCUCGAAGGCCCCGACGGCGGCCAUGAAGAUUGUGUGCAAUCAAAUUCAGAAGUGGGACCAGAAGGCCCGGGUGCGUCUCGUUCCCUCUUUAUUGUUGUAGAGUCCGUUUUCAGUCUACGCCGUCUUUGUCAGCCGACGUCAAGACUCCCGGAAUUGCGGGAAAAUCGAUGGCUGCCGAGUUCUCCCCAAUCGCGAGUAACGUCUUCCAAUGCAUGGACAUUGCAUGUCUCUGUGUGUUUUUCAGAGGUUUUGUAAAUGAGAUCACUUUGAUCCUUCUCCCAAUCAUCAGAUUCUUCAGGUACCGGCGGCAGUAACUGCGUCGUGCAAGGCCGUCCGUUGGGUAAAGUGGUGAGAAAGGAGUACCGGAUGCUUUCGGAUGACGAACGGCAGAGACUGCACUCGGCCCUCCGGACACUGAAGCAGAACGGAGAGUACGAUCGGCUGGCGAGAGUGCACGCGCAGUACGCAGAGAGCGGGGCCGCCCACUCGGGACCGGCGUUCCUUCCGUGGCACAGAGAAUUUGUGAAGAGAAUGGAGUUUCUGAUUAGGCAGGUAGGGGAGUAAUAGAAGACGAAAAUUAGUUCGGACUGAGGAGUUCAGGUGGAUCCAUCCCUUCAUUUGCCGUACUGGGACUCGAGUUUGGAUCAGAACCUUCCGGACUCGAAGAAUUCGAUACUGUAGGUACUAUAUGUUAGCAUUUUCUUUAUUCUGAAUUCAGAUGGUCAAAUGAGUUUAUGGGAGAUUCGAAUGGGGCUGUCAACAACGGACCAUUUAGAAGCUGGAAGACGAUUGAGGUUAUAUUGCAAAGCUAAGAAAUUGAAAGAAGUUUUAUGGAUUACAGAACAAACCAGCAAUCACAAGAGCAGUUGGAGCCCAGGGAAAAGGAUAUUCGGAAGAUGAGAUCAUUGCGAUGAUGGGUCAAGCUGAUAUUGCACAAGUUCUUGCGUUCUCCGCCCCACAAAAAGUUGGUUUUAUCAGAGAGAACUCGUCACGCUUCUAUUAUUCAGGGAUGCCCCUAUCAGCCCAACUUCAAUGUGCCCGAGUACACCCACGGAAACCCCCACAUCUACGUCGGCGGAGAUAUGCUCGAGACUUCCACAGCCGCCAACGAUCCAAUUUUCUGGAUGCACCACUCGUUCGUCGAUCAUCUCUGGGAGUUGUACAGACAGGCCAAACAGACGAGAGCCGCCCGCGAGACCGCCUAUCCAGCCGACAAUAAACUGUGCAGCAGUGAGCAUCACUUCAGAGCAGCGUUCAUGCGUCCGUUCACUCCGAUGCGAAACGCCGACGGACUGAGUAACAUGUACACGGACAACCUGUUCUCAUACGCGCCGAGACCUUCCUGUAAUGCGGGUCCUGACUGUGGAUCGAAGUCAGUCGCUCUUUUCACAUCUCUGGGUACACAUCAAACUUCUUUAGAUAUCUGUUCUGUGACAAAUCACACGGCGCACCGAAAUGUGCUGCUCGAAUGAAGCCCGGAGGCAAUUGUGCAAGCUUCACGAACGGAGAGCCUGCCUGUCAUCAGGGAUCUUGUCAGGGCGGGAAGUGCGUUGCCUCUUCUGCUACAGUCACUCCUCCGCCGACAAUUCAGCCGACGAAGCCAGUGGUGACUGUGGAGACGGCGUGCUUCAACGAGAAUGAGUGUUGUGGUCCGUGGACAGCGAAGGGCGAGUGCCAGAAGAAUCCUAUCUACAUGAAUGUUUGGUGCAAGGCAUCUUGCAGACAGUGCACUCCCAACUACGAUCUGAACAAUGGUAAGCUGAGUAAAUUACCGUAUUUUCCCUCUACGAAAGUGUUCAGAAUGUGCUGAUCGUCACUCGAACUGUGCCACGUGGUCUCGCUCAGGAGAAUGCACCAAGAAUCCGUUGUGGAUGGCUGAAAAUUGCAGAAAGUCGUGUCAGAGAUGCGAGCAAUCUAGGGCUGCAGUAUGCGGUGGAGGCGCUGAUAAUCUGAUUAGCAAUCGUAAUUAGAUUAGAAUACUUUGAAAGCUUUGCUUUGGAGUCAUUUCAGCGACCACAAGAGCCCCUGGAAUAAAUUUGAAUACCGGGGCCCAGAACAGUCCGUGCGACUCUCCGAUGUGCUACAACGAAGAUCAGUGCUGCCCAAUAUGGGCGCAACGAGGACAGUGCCAAGUACGUUCCACCAUUCCCUUCCUCUCAAUCAUUCAACCUUCAGACAAACCCAGGUUACAUGUUGUGUCAAUGCAAAGUCAGCUGUGGAGUGUGUCGACCGAACUAUGUGUACGGCCGUGAGUGAAUUCCCGCUAAGCUAUAUAUAUCAUUUCCAUUCGCUCUCUCUUCAGCUUGCGCCGACUAUCACCCAGACUGUGUUGCGUGGGCCCAAAGAGGCGAGUGUCCGAAGAACAAAUGGAUGCCCGAGAACUGCCGACGUUCUUGCAAUUCCUGUGUAAAUCCGUAAGCAAUUCCUUCACUUCAACACACUUCGAAUCUAUGCUUUUUCAGUCAGCAGCUGGCCGUCAGAUGCGCGACACGAAUUGCGCGUAGUGCGUUUUUGGAGCUGGUCCGAAUGAAAUGACACACUUUGUUUUCAUGUCUUCGAAAUUCUCUUUAAAAAUAAAAUAAUAAAACAUUGUAAGAUCUUGCCCGCCCACGGUCUCGAGCUGUCUCGCCCAUCACAUACUUCGCCUGACCGUCCAUCAAUCACACAAAAGACGCGCCGCUGAUGAAGCCGUCGAAAGAGUGUUAUGAGGGUUGCGAAGAAGUUGGUCAUUCUCGUUUCGACACGGUUUUCUUUUCUCGUCUCUUCUCUCGAUUUUGAUGUGAUUUGAGCUGACGCGCGAGGCAUUUAUCACACCCAAUCAUCUGGAAAAUGAUGAGAAUUAUGAUUUUUUACGUUCUCGCACUCUUUUUCCAUUUUAUAAAACUGUUCAUUUUGUGUGGAUGACUCAGCAUUCGAUCACCGGUUUUCGUUUUUCUCCCUCCAAAUAUAUUCUGGUUCCCACAAUUAAUUCGUACCUCGUGCCAAACCGUGGCUCCGUUAGUCUUUCUCUCUUUUUCUCCUCUUUCUCCCUCUCAAAACAAACCGUUUGUGUGUAGUUUUUUGUUUUUAUUAUAUUUCGUCCAACUAAUGAUAUCGUUUUUUGUCAGACGACACAAAUUAUUUCUUGCGAUUCUAUAUUUAGCAGUGUCUGCGAAUAUCUGCAGAUCAGAACGCGAGAAAAAAGAGAAAUGAGAAGAGAGACGCAGAGAAAAAAGACCGUCUUCUUGUGAAAGCCAUCGAGUGCGAAAGAUCCCAUUCUCUUACCGACGUCCACUUUUGCAGGUGCAAAAGUUAUUCUUCACACCAUUCAUUCCGCUUCGACCUCUCUUCCAAUGCAGGUUAGUGAACUGUCUCGAGUAUGUUCCCUCCAAUAAAAAAACAAAAAAGAACAAGUCAAAACGUAACCUCUUUCCGAAUGCCUUUCCACAUUAGAACCAGUUCUUCCAUUCCAAUUUUUUCAAGAUUAUCAAGCACGAGUUCUCCCUCCUACACACUCUCUCGCUAAUAGCCUGACCGCCGUAUUCUAAUUACCCAAUUUUUUCGUGUUGGACCCAGGAAAAAGGAAAUGAAAGUUUGUUGUCGUCAAACAAAAUCAUUGAAACCGUCGACUUUGACUGACCCAUCCCAUCCCAUUCAUUCUGUCACUAUCACUUCUAGAUUCAUUCAUUCUCGGGGUUUUUACGAGCCUCUCUCGACAAAUAUCUGUUCAGUUGGUAUCAUUGUCCGUCUGCUUGCAGGUAACAUGACUGUCGAGGACGAAGGCGUCGACCGGAGGGAAGACGAACAGGCCGGACUGAUCGAAGCAAACACGAAGAGAAAGGUGAGUUGUCCCACGAGUUAUCGUCUUUCUUCGCUCUUUCUCUUUCGAAGAUCGCAUUCAAACACUAGUGACCAGUUCAGGUGACAGAUGCCCAAACUAGCCAAACACUGUUUAAUGACCUCUCGAGUCACUCGCACAGUAAAUUAUCUUCUUGCCCUGAAAGAUCAGAUUGUUUCUUUUUUCUCUGACAAAAACGAAAAGAAGACAUCGAAAUCAUCAAUUCUGCAGACAGAUCAAACUUUUUCCCUGCAGAAAAGAUCACUGCCAAUCUGGAUAGAUCGACCGUAUCACGUAUGGAGGGACAAGUUCCAGCAGGACAAAUGCUGUCCGAAACGGAUGGUCAAAGCGGAGGUGAUCCAUCAAAUUAAAUUCAGAAUUUUCAACGAAAAUUUCAGCUGAUGAGCGCGUCCUACUACCUGCUCCUCCUCAACGGAUUUCUCGCUGCCUACAUUGUUCUCGGAUGUCAGGUCUUCGACCUCCGGUACCUCGGGGUGAACAGAGAGGUAGAUUUCCUGGACCGCGCCCUCUUCUGUGUCACCACCAUCUCCACAAUCGGCUAUGGAAACAUUGUUCCGUACGACGACAAGGGAAAAGUGAUAUGCAUGCUGUACUGCAUCGUCGGAAUUCCUCUUUUCUUCAUGACUGUCGCCUCGAACACUGUACUCUUCAUCGACUUUUGCAACAUCAUGUACAAGAGUAUCAACACGAAUGUAAGAAAUCGUAAAGCGUGCGUGCGAAUACAUCCACUUGUUACAGGCCAAACCAAGAACGUCCAUUCGGUGGUAUGUGUCUGCUCUGUUCCUUGCUCUUCAUUGUCUGGUCGGAUGCCUGAUUUUCUCUCAUUGGAUUGACGAACUGGAUUAUUUGGACGCCUUCUACUUCAGUUUCAUUUCCAUCACAACGAUCGGAUACGGUGAUUACUCCCCAUCUCCAGAAGGCCUUCUACAGUAUACCGUUGUUCUUCUCUAUUUAUUCACUGGAGUUGCCAUCAUGCUCAUCUUCUUUUCGAGUCUACAAAGAGGAAUCAUGUGGAUUCAUUACUACGGAAGGAAGGUUUCCGAUUCGGAAGAGGCUGAAAUCUGGUUCGGAGGACAGAUGAUGACUGUGAAAGAUCUCGUGACGAUCGUGGCGGAGCGAUUCGGAAGCACGCCCGAGAAGCUGAGGGAUCUAUUGCACGACCUGGACAAGAUACUAGAGGUCGCCUGUCAGCAGGCAGAAGAUGUCAGCGAGGAGGAGUGUACUCUCAUUCAGAGUGCUCCGUCGGAAGUGAAACGGGCGUCUCCGACUCUGCCAGCUCCCCGAAAGAAAACAGUGUUCUUGCAUAGUAGUUCUGACGGACCGGAUGAGUCUCAGGCCACAAUCCACUCGUUCACCAGCACCAAUCAGCGAUCUAUUCCAAAAGACACAGAACUGGUGAGUGACUGGAUCAUCCUCUGAUCAUUCUCAUCUUUUCCUCACAGGCAAUUCUCGCCCUCGGCACCAUACAACACCACUUGAGAAAACCGUCUGUGCGUGCGAAAGCGGGUCAUCCGAGGACACCGCCCGUUGCUCCGAAAACGAUCUCCAAACCCGCAUCUGUAAAGAGAUCAAAGAACUCUAGCAGAGUCUAAAGUAAACGUUUUGUUUCAGGAUACUACAAUGGAUGCACACUCGACGUCCCUCGAUCUACGCAAGAAAGCUCACCGGGUGCACAGCGACAAAAGGCUUCUGCAAGAAAUCUAA
Messenger RNA from Caenorhabditis sp. 36 PRJEB53466, 6328 nucleotides. NCBI's taxonomy places the organism in Eukaryota, Metazoa, Nematoda, Chromadorea, Rhabditida, Rhabditidae. The record is from the annotation of a GenBank genome assembly.